UUUUGUGUAUUUGAACGCAUCUCGGUAACCGAGGGUUGUCCGUAUUCACGCUGCGUCUCUGCGGCCAUGGCAACACUUUGCCGAACGUUCGACUGCUUAAUCAUAGAAAACUUCGCCAACAGUCUCUUUUUAUGCAGGUGUGUUUAAAGCAUGAAUUUGGCAGAGAUCUGUGACAACGCCAAGAAGGGCCGUGAGUAUGCUCUGCUGGGGAACUAUGACUCCUCUGUGGUGUACUACCAGGGCGUGAUUCAGCAGAUCCACAGACACGCUCAGUCCCUCAGAGAUCCAGCACUGAAGGUCAAAUGGCAACAGCUUAGACAAGAACUGACUGAGGAAUAUGAGCAGGUGAAAGGCAUCAUGGGAACACUUGAGAGCUUCAAGUCUGAGAAGCCUGUCAACAUCCUUGCCCCUCAGCCAGAGGAGAGAACAGAGGAUCCAGCCGCUUGGCCCCCACCCAUCCCAGCAGAACACAAGAAUCCUGCUGUAGUGAAGAGGCCUAACAGUGCGGUGAAUAAGCAGAGGAAGGACUCUCCAGGUCUGCAGCACCGAGGAGGAGGAGGGGGACGCGCUCAGGCCAACUCUAAAGGAGACCGGCAGGGAAACAGAGACGGCCGGGCUGCUAAGGCCAAAGAUGAUAAGGGUAAAAAACUGGAAGCUUGUGAUGCAGAACAAAAGAAGUUUGAUAGUACUGGAUAUGACAGCGACUUGGUGGACUCACUGGAGAGGGAUAUUGUCUCCCGUAAUCCUAAUGUGCACUGGGAGGAUAUUGCUGAUUUAGAAGAUGCCAAGAAGCUUCUGAGAGAAGCCGUAGUGCUGCCCAUGUGGAUGCCUGACUUUUUCAAGGGGAUUCGUCGACCAUGGAAGGGUGUCCUGAUGGUCGGCCCACCAGGAACAGGAAAGACAAUGUUGGCCAAAGCUGUGGCUACAGAGUGUGGGACUACUUUCUUCAAUGUGUCCUCCUCCACCCUCACCUCCAAAUACAGGGGCGAGUCGGAGAAACUUGUCCGUCUGCUGUUUGAAAUGGCCAGAUUUUACGCUCCCACAACCAUCUUCAUAGAUGAAAUUGACUCCAUCUGUGGCAGAAGAGGGACGUCCGAUGAACAUGAAGCCAGCCGGCGCGUCAAAUCAGAACUUCUGAUUCAGAUGGAUGGUGUCGGUGGGGCCUUGGAGAACGAUGACCCGUCUAAAAUGGUGAUGGUGCUGGCUGCCACUAACUUCCCCUGGGACAUUGAUGAGGCGUUGAGGCGACGGCUGGAGAAGAGGAUCUACAUCCCCCUGCCCACAGGUGACCUUUCAACUGCUGCCCAAUUUGUUUCACACAAGAUUUAUCCUGCGGGCUUGUGCUUCAAUUAUGUUGAUCCAUUCCUCAUAAAGCAUCCCCCCCGAUGUCUAAUUUAUGUAGCCGUAGGCCGUGCGGAGCUUUUAAAGAUCAACCUGAGGGAGGUGGAGCUGGCUCCUGAUGUGGACCUGGACCUCAUAGCUGAAAAAAUCGAGGGAUACUCCGGAGCAGACAUAACCAAUGUCUGCAGAGAUGCAUCCAUGAUGGCCAUGCGUCGCCGAAUCCAAGGCCUGAGCCCUGAGGAGAUCCGAGCCCUUUCUAAAGAUGAGCUCCAGAUGCCCGUCACUAUGGAGGACUUCACUCUGACUCUAAAGAAGAUCUCAAAAUCCGUCUCAGCUGCUGACCUGGAAAAAUAUGAAGCCUGGAUGGCUGAGUUUGGCUCAGUGUAGAAAAAGGAUGCAAACUCACACUGUUGGACCAGAGGGUUGAAAGAAAAGUUUCCAACUUUAAAGUGUGAAGGCUUUGAAGAGGAAGACAACUCCAACACUGGCGCCAGUGAGCGCAUCAGUGACAAUGGAGUUCACUUCAGAAGGCUGACAUCUUUGACCAGGCAUCAUAAGAACGUUUAAAAAAGCUGCUCUUUUAUAUUUUUCUUUUUACUCUAUAAUUAUAGACGAAUACAUCCAACGUCUUACUUCUUAGUGUAUAUCAGUGAUGCUUGUAUUAUUUAGCUGAUCAAUUUGGAGUCAGCAAUUAUCAUUUAAUAGUCAAAAAGGAUGGAAAACUGUAUUUUUUUCCCAAACAUUCUUGUUUGGCUCCGUUUCUGUGCAGCUCUCAUUCAAAAGGAAAGAAAAUAAAAUCUCUAUGCCACAAAUAAUCAGGCCUUUCUGCUGAUGCCUAACAAUACCAGAAACCUAGAGUUGUAAUCAAAGUAAAAAGAAAAGACACAAGAACAAAUCAGGCCAUGUCAUUUUAACACAAACGGAAACGUCUUCCAAUUAAUCACAAUCAUCACAAGGCCUGCAGAAAAGUGUUCAGCUUUCCAUUUACAAGAUGUUUUAGGAAGAUUUUAUUUUAUCAUAAUUUAAUAUUGUUUUAAGAGUGAAGUAUUGUUUUAAACACUGUUACUUAAAAUUUCUUAAAUCUUUUUUAUAUGAAGCUUGUCUUACGGAAACACAUUUCAGCACUUUAAAUGUAUUUUCAUAAAACCUUCAGGUCUUUACCACUAACUGAAUGUUAAUAAUUUAGUGAUAUGUUUGCUUUGUUGUGACUUAUUUUGUUUUUUGUGCAUUUUUAUAUUUGUUGUUAUGACAAAUGUGUUAAGAGCGACUGAAUGUGUGUGCUGACGUGCAGCUUUACUUUUUCUCCAAAAUAAAGUUAAUUAUUUGUUCUUAAAGGUA
Cyprinodon tularosa is the source of this 2679-nucleotide messenger RNA. It is a transcript of the gene katnal1, whose product is annotated as katanin p60 subunit A-like 1. Gene Ontology annotation, molecular function: microtubule binding; ATP binding; microtubule severing ATPase activity. Gene Ontology annotation, biological process: microtubule severing. Gene Ontology annotation, cellular component: microtubule cytoskeleton. The transcript is spliced from 10 exons. The record is from RefSeq and is a predicted model, not a curated record. The coding region runs from base 151 to 1728 and encodes 525 amino acids. Lineage: Eukaryota; Metazoa; Chordata; Actinopteri; Cyprinodontiformes; Cyprinodontidae.